UUUCAUACCGGAAGCGACGACGGCGAAGGUCAAGAAUUAAACAUGGCGCUCCGUGGUGCACUGAGGUCUGUGUACACCUCGUUUGCGGGGUUAAAAUUAGGAACUGCAACCUCUAACGUGGGUGUGUUUCAGGGGAUAAAUGUCCCUCGGCUCUGUGCUGUGACCGUCCCGAGCAGAGGGAUCCGCCAGGUGGUAGAGAAGCAGGAGGGUAAAACAACAAUGAUCGAGGGACAAAUCGUCGAAGUCCCAGUAGGACCACAACCUCCAAACCCCACAGCCAAGUGUCCUAUCUACAGAUGGGACCUUCAGAACAAAUACAACUACACGGACGUCUUGCUCCUUAGUCAGUUCAUCAGGUCAGAUGGAGGGAUGUUGCCCAGGAGAAUCACUGGUCUCUGUCCACAGGAGCAUCGCAAGAUUACCAUUUGUGUGCAGAUGGCUCACAGAGCAGGUCUACUACCUGACCACAAACCCAAACUUCCUGAAGGCCAUGUCCCAAAGAGGCCCAAGCCACAACUUAACAGAUAUUUGACUCGCUGGUCUAUUAACUCUGUGAAACCCAUCUAUAAAAAAGGACUCAAGUGGUGUAAGAAGCGUAUGCUUGUUGGCCACCCAGCACUCAAGGACAAUGUGUGUUACGGUGUCAAGCCUCUUUACAUAAAACACUGAAGGACAAAGGGCCUGAUGAAUCAGUACAGCAGCUGUUGGAAGAGUAGGUGGGCCGAUUACGCACGGAUGCAGUGGAUUUCCACGUCUGACUUUUGUGAUAGUGCCCUGGGAAAAGGCCUAAACACUUCAUCCAUCUGUUAAUCCACCUUUUGUUUAGGAAACUGUAUCACACUUUGAAUAAAUCACACUCAUCCAUUUCUUGAGAUGAACUCACUGACGAGUUAAUGUGAACAACAACUGGGUCAGUGUUACGUUUUCAAAGUAGGUGGUAUGUUGACUGUGUAAACUCAAGGGAACACAGAUGUGCAAAUAAAAUGUCUGUUUAUUCUA
Messenger RNA from Hippoglossus stenolepis (Pacific halibut), 999 nucleotides. It is a transcript of the gene mrps18a, whose product is annotated as mitochondrial ribosomal protein S18A. NCBI's taxonomy places the organism in Eukaryota, Metazoa, Chordata, Actinopteri, Pleuronectiformes, Pleuronectidae. Gene Ontology annotation, cellular component: ribosome; mitochondrial small ribosomal subunit. Gene Ontology annotation, molecular function: structural constituent of ribosome; small ribosomal subunit rRNA binding. The record is from RefSeq and is a predicted model, not a curated record. The transcript has 6 exons. Gene Ontology annotation, biological process: mitochondrial translation. The coding region runs from base 43 to 669 and encodes 208 amino acids.